Ordospora pajunii is the source of this 234-nucleotide messenger RNA. RefSeq lists its product as uncharacterized. The record is from RefSeq and is a predicted model, not a curated record. NCBI's taxonomy places the organism in Eukaryota, Fungi, Microsporidia, Ordosporidae. Bases 1 to 234 code for a protein of 77 amino acids. The transcript has a single exon.
AUGGGCAGAGCAGGAAGGCAAAGACUAACAGAAAUAACAAACACAUCACAUCUGCAAGACGUAACAGAAAUAACAAAUACACUACAUCCGCAAGACGAUAAAAUAGAGCCGGCAGAGAAAUGCAUAGUUGUGUCUGACGAUGAACUAUACAGCAUCGACGUCAUAGACAUUCCCAUUUCUGACGAGAUAUUCGAUGAAUAUCAAAUCACAAGCAAGAUUCUUGAAGAAUACUGA